AUGGCUCUCGUGCAGCUGUCGGCUGUUCCCGUUCUAGUUCGUCUCCAAGACGGGAACAAGGUGGAAGUCAUGGCGGACUCGUGGACUUCCGUAACAGACCUGGAAAAACAGCCCGCCUUUGAUGAAAUGCAUACACCUCGUGCGCACGACGGCCUCAUCUUAAUCCUUCAAACUCAUGAUGACCUCCUUGUAAACAACCGCCAGAUCGCAUCCAAGAUCGGUCUAAAAUGCUGCACUGCUUUCACGGUGUUUGAGGUCACCAAUACGGACGGACAGAGAGCCCUACGAGCUAAGGAGAGGAUAUUGGACACGGUUGCUCAGUGGAGAACCCAGGCUGCCGCGACCUCGGGGGUGAAAAAAUUCCAACUUUUGUUCAAGGUGCGGCUACACUUGCGUCCCGACGACGAUGACUUGGCGGGUAUCAAGCUCACUUAUCUGCAGGCUGUUCAGGACUUGUGCGACGGUGUCUACAUGGUGAGUACGGAGGACAGCGUGCAGCUGGCGGCAUUUCAGGCAUGUGGAGCGAGGUGGCGCCUGAUCAAAGGCCUUUUGAGGUCUUCAUACUGA
Ectocarpus sp. CCAP 1310/34 is the source of this 567-nucleotide messenger RNA. Lineage: Eukaryota; Phaeophyceae; Ectocarpales; Ectocarpaceae. The record is from the annotation of a GenBank genome assembly.